ACAAAAUCGCCCUUCGCGUAUCUCGAAAACCUUUCAGCUUUACCUUCCCCGAGCCUCGCUCUCAAAAAUCCUCUUGGUCGCCUCCAAUUCCACUCCCUCCUGUAUCGCGCUACAUAUACGUAGCUGAUAGGCGAGGGAACUCGCUUUGGUGAUCGUCGAUUCUUCUGCUACAAUGGCGUCGGUGUCAUCACCUUCAGCUUCUGAGACGGCGGCGGCGGAAGGGCCGGUGCUGAGUCUGAUGAACAAGCGGCUGCGAGCGUUGCGCAAAAAGUAUAACCGGAUUCUUCAGAUGGAGGCGAGUCUUGCGCAGGGAAAAAGCUUGAACAAGGAGCAGGAAGAAGUUCUGAGGUCAAAACCCGGGGUUGUAGCCCUUAUUGAAGAGUACGACAAGCUCCGGUUGCCGCUCGCUGCCGCCGUUCAGGAAGAGCUUGCCCUAUCCGCCUCCUGUUCAUCGUCGGGUAACCCUAAAUUGGUACCGGUGGCAACGGAGGAUGCGUCUUUAUCGACUGAUUCCGCCGUCGAUGGCUUGGUUGCACUGCUCUACUUUGGAUGUCUCUUCGACGUGAAGCCCCAGAGCGAGUUCACAUCGAUGAUGCUGACGAGGACCCAUGAGCGCGGGUGUUGCCUGACGUACGAUUAUGUCACGGACGAGGCCACCGAGCUGCUUGGAGAUAAAGAUCUCGAUAUGAUCUCCACUCUCGGAGGGCUGGUUACAUCAAGGCCGCUCUAUUCCGGGAUAUCUCACCGGAGCGCUCUCGAGGGCUGUAUUCAGCACGCUAAACUCUGGCUACUGGGAGCCCGGAAGCCCAUAGUUUCGGGAUCCUCUAUUACCUAUGCUGGUCUGAGAGAAAAGUUGAAUAAGAUUAUGGCCUCAGACUACUACACGACGACACCUGAAAUGAAAGCCCCAGUGGAUGUUGCUGCUGCGGUGGGCAAGUACAAUGCUGCUUGCCAAAUGCUAGUUUCUGAACCUAGUGAGCAGCCAGCGCCAGACGGUCAAAGUAACGCAGUGCAGGUCGAUUAUCAUCAACAGGAGGAUGAACAGGAAGACAUUCAGGCCACAGAAGUCAUUUCCGAUCAGUCUGGCUCUGCAUCUGAACUUCUGAAGGAUGUGGCAGAUGAUUCUGGUUACGCUGUUGGAGAUGAUAUUGCACUGCAGCAAGAUCAGCAAAUACUGGAGAAUCUGGAAGAGCAUAACCAGAUAGACUAUGAGCAAGAAGAUCAACAAUAUAUUUCGCGAAGACCAUACCCAAACCAAAGAGGGGGCCGUGGUGGUCGGAGAGGUUAUUCGAGUGGGCGUGGUUACAAUGGUCGUGGCGGCAACGGCGGCAACGGCUAUCAAAAUGGGCGGAACCAUUACUACGAUCCCGGUUAUCAUCCAAGAAGCUAUUAUAACACGAGGGGUCGGGGUGGCAGAUACGGAGAUUCUGUCAAUUACAAGCAUCAAGGAGCUUCAGUCCAUGACAAUCAUGACCCUUAAAGAAGUUUGAACCAGGUGCAAGUUCUUAGUUUUUGAUGUCAUGGUUAACAUUCUAUCAAGCUGAAAAUCGAAAACCUUGAGAUAAUUAUUUUGCUGCUUGUUUAUUUCAGAAUUUAUAAGCUUUAUGCUAAUUAUGAUUUUGUUGUUCUUCC
Molecule: messenger RNA, 1632 nt
Organism: Phalaenopsis equestris
Lineage: Eukaryota; Viridiplantae; Streptophyta; Magnoliopsida; Asparagales; Orchidaceae
Source: RefSeq, a predicted model, not a curated record